Molecule: messenger RNA, 3063 nt
Organism: Harmonia axyridis
Lineage: Eukaryota; Metazoa; Arthropoda; Insecta; Coleoptera; Coccinellidae
Exons: 4
Coding region: 121-2226 (701 amino acids)
Source: RefSeq, a predicted model, not a curated record
AUCCGUAAUCUGUGGUUCACAAUUUCGGUUGUAAACAAACUACAAAGAGCAUUUUCCUAUUAUAAAUUAUAAUGUUAGUUAAUAGAUAAAAAUAUAUUUAUUGUGAUUUAUCCUACAAUAAUGGUCAGGAAACGGAAAGUGAAUAAGCUCUCUAGUAGAGGUGCAAUUGGGGAUCCUAAAUUCCAAUAUAAAUGUUAUGUUCUGCUGAAAAAUUGUGAUUUUUCUAAAUAUACCAGUAUCAUCCCUGACACAACGCAGUUACCCUUGAACAAUUCAAAAUUAUGUGUUGGAAAUGCCAAUAUGAAUUUUAAUCAAUUAGAAAUGCAAGAGAAAAAUCGAACAACAGUACAGUCAAAGAUUAUAUCAAUUAAUACCAACAGCAAUAUAACACAGCAGAUAAAUAAAACAUUACCUGAAGAAUCAACCGAAAAUUUGGAAAUGACUGUUGAUAGGAAGAAGAAAAUGUUGAGGUCCAGAAAAAAAGUGGAUUAUAGGGAAAAAAAAUCUAUUGGUACCCCAAAUUUGGACCAAAUAAUACCAUUUGUAGAAAACAACAAGAUUCCUGUUUAUAAUAAAGUGGAAUUCAAUUCACCAAAAUGUAGGAAAAGAAAAUGUGAUUUAUACGAUUUUGUAGUAGAGUCAGAAGAUGAUAAGGAUUCUGAUGUUAGCUUUAAAAUUAAUAUUCCUACUAAAAAAAAGAAAAUAUGCCAUAGAGUCCAAACACAUUCAAAAAAGGUGGAUUGUGUGAAAAGAAAUAAAACUGUAAAUUAUAAUGAUAAAAUUAGAGGAAUCAUAACCAAGUUCACCCAGAAAAUUAAAUUUAAAGAAGGAAACAAUAUUCCAAAUCAAAUGAAUGAACUCUCCAAUAAUGAAGAAAAUGAUUUCCAAAUUGAAAGUAAUAAUAAAAGAGUUUCAAAUUCUGUCUUUAAUUCUACAAUGUUUCCUGAGUCGCAGAGUAAAAUAUUAUUUUCAGAAGAAUCUUUCAAGGUUAAUGGAUGUAAUGGUAGUAAUAUAAAGAUGAAAACUAUGGAGACUGGAAAAAUCAAUAAAACCCAAUCAGUGUGUAUUCCUUUGAUUGGGAAUUCUAGUUUCAAUGUUGACUCUCCAAACUCGCCUUCAUCCAAUUCUCUCUAUAUUUCAAGUUCACCUUCGUCCAAUUUUUCCGAUAAUCCAAUCUUCGAAUCAUUCAAUGGUACUAUUGAUAAUCUCUUUGGAUUCAUGGAAGAUAUAGAAAAAGAUGGGCAGAAAGAGGCUACGAAUCAAAUCCAUAUUAUACAAAAUAUGGUAAUAAAUGGAUCCUCUUCACCUAGGCCAUAUAUGUCAACUCCCAAUAGGACCAAGGAAUCUUGGAGAUUUGAUUCAUACAUUAACAGAAACCCACAUUUUCUUGCUAUAAAAAAAAAUUCUUUGCCAUCUCUCAAUCAGGAUCCAGUAUUAGAUCAUACCUUUGAAGAACAUAUUAAUAUGGUUAAUAAAAUAGCAUCAGUUCAUUCUAAUAAAAAAUCAUCAAGACAGAUGAGUAUACUAAACUAUGUUGAAGGAGCUAAGAUUGAUACCGAAAAUCAUAAUUAUUCACAAAGCUUAUAUGAUGUUGAUGAAUUCAGCCCAAUCAAAAACAAAAAAGCGGAUAAAGAAAAUUCAUUACAGAAAAAAAAAUUGAGCAAGGAAAAUCAAAGUGUUAAAAGAAAUGUCUUAGGAGUCAUUAAUGAUGCUAAUACAAAAAAUAUUACUCCUCCAUUCAAUAACGUUGGUUCUUGUGAGAAAAUAAAAGAUAUCAAUGAAAUGAACAAAACUUCAGAGAAUUUUGGUUUUGAUAUAGCUUCAGAACUUGAGGAACCAGAAAAAACUGUUGAAAGAGAAGCAAGACCAUUCAGAAUAGAAUUCACAUACCAGAAACGUGCCAAAAACAAACAAUUUUUAGAUAAGAUAACAAAACCAGUCAGAGAUUCUGAAGUAAGAAGGCUAAUUGAAGAAGAUCCUGGAUUUGAGGAGGUAGUGAAUCAAGAUGGUUUAGAUUGUGGAAGUUUAGGUUUGUUCGAAGAUCCUGAAGAAACUUUGAAACCCUCUUCGCCCAAUGUCAAGCUUCAUGUCAAAAAGAAAAUAGCUAAAGAUAAUAAGGGUAAACCACCACAGGAAAAACUUAGUAAAGAAGCACAAAAGUGGAUAAAACAGUUCAAUCAGAUGUGUGAUGAAGUAGACCACGAGCAGCUUGAAGUUGAAUAUUGAAUGGACAACAGUAGUUUCUGUUACUAUUUAAUUAUUAUUUAUAAUUAUUUUUGUUAUAGGUAGGUUUUAUGAAAACAAGAUUUUUUUAUUCAAAUAUUCCUGACUUAAUUAUCCUAAAUUUUGUUUUUAAUCUGACUAAACUAUUUUAUUAUGAACUGAAAUGUUGUUACACCUAACCCAGUGAUAAUUGAAUGUUUUGAGAUUGCUAUAACAAUUGCAUUAGAUAAUUAGAUAUAUAGGAUAUAAUACAAAAUGUAAGAGCCUUUGUAAACAUUGAUAGAAAUUAUUGGUAUUUCGGUUUGUUACACAUUAGCUCUUUAUAAUUAAUAAUUGCAAUAUACAAGACCAUUAUUUGAUGCCUAAAAACUCUCUUAUAUUUGAUAUCAAAUUCUUUAUAUUGAGUAAUGCAAUUGUAUGAACAAUAUCAUAAUAUCCAACCAUUAAUGUUUAUAUACCUUAGGUGCAACAUACUAGAAGUUUAGUAAAUUCUACUAUCAUUGCCUAGGAUCCCUCUUAUUCAUAUGCCUAGUCUUAUGAUUCAGGAUUUUUAAACAUAUUUUUGAACUGUUGGCAAUCGUUUUACAGAUGAUUUUAUGAAACCAACCACUUAAAUGUUUUUAUAGAUGGUGUUGAAAAGGAAAUCCACCUCUUGUGCUAUAAUAUUAUUUAACUUGACUUCUGUAUUUGUUUUUAGUUUAUGUUUUUAUUUCUUACAUCUUAAUGAUAGUUUAACUAGUGUUUUAUACCUAAGAACAAAACAAAAUCACUACCUAUAUUUAUACCUCAUUAUAUAUCACAUUGUAAAUUUAUUUUGCCGAAUAUACAUAUUGAUUUGUU